AUGGACCGUAUAGAAAAAAUGAUGUCCGAGAUAAAGACAAACCUCAAAGAGCUCCAACCAAGAAACCAACCUAGUAAGCUCGCAAUAUCUGAGUCCUCCAAUCCGGUAAUCCGACCUGGAAAAGGGAAAAACCUGGCAAGGCUGGACGCAUACACACCGGUUGACAGCAAAAAUGUCAUCUCCAAACCAGAGCCCGAUUUCUUCACUUUAACACCCGGCGAAGAAUUCGUCAAAGAAGCCCGAACUUAA
Blumeria graminis f. sp. triticale is the source of this 249-nucleotide messenger RNA. The record is from the annotation of a GenBank genome assembly. Lineage: Eukaryota; Fungi; Ascomycota; Leotiomycetes; Helotiales; Erysiphaceae.